Messenger RNA from Saxophila tyrrhenica, 1476 nucleotides. RefSeq lists its product as uncharacterized. NCBI's taxonomy places the organism in Eukaryota, Fungi, Ascomycota, Dothideomycetes, Mycosphaerellales, Extremaceae. The record is from RefSeq and is a predicted model, not a curated record. The transcript has 2 exons. The coding region runs from base 1 to 1476 and encodes 491 amino acids. Gene Ontology annotation, cellular component: extracellular region.
AUGAAGCUCUCUUUGGCACUCUUCCUUCCUGCGCUGGCUGAAGCAGCGAAAUACAGUCCCCAUGACUAUGCCAGUGGCAGAGUACAUCACAUGAGCAUGAACAGGAAGGAGGCUGUGUGGGCGCAGCAGCGUGCAGCUGGUGACUUCGACAGCUGGAAGUGGCCUUCAUGGGACCGUGUCCGAGGCAGACAUGGACCCAAGUACAAGCGAGAUUAUGUGAAGUGUGUCAACGGGUAUGCUGUAGUUGAGCAGGGCAACCCGAACCAGACAUUCGCCUGCAAUAAUGUCGAUAUGUACGACUUCAAAUCUCACGCCGACCUUGGAUCCUGGGCUGGCGAAGGCAGCGACACAUGGGGCUGGGUCGCUGACGAUGGACGAGAGUUCAUCGCCAUCGGACAAGCUGAUGGAACAGCUUUCUGUGAGAUCAACAGCCGUGGAAAGCUCAUAUACCUCGGACGACUUCCGCAGCAGAGUGUCUCAUCCAUCUGGCGUGACAUCAAAGGCUACAAGAACUACAUUGUUGUUGGGUCAGAAGCGGAAGGCCACGGCGUCCAGAUCUUCGACAUGACGAAGCUUCUCGACAUCAACCCAAGCUCUCCAAAGAACUUCUCUACCACGGCGGAUCUGACUGGAUGGUUUAGUGGACUGCCGUCCGGCCGUAGCCACAAUCUUGUCGCCCACGAAGAGAAAGACUACAUAGUCGCCGUUGGUGCGCAGCCACGGAACGACACUUGCCGGAGCGGUCUCAUCUUCAUCGACAUGACUGAUCCAGCCAGUCCAACCUCUUCUGGCUGUGCAGCUCAAGACGGCUACAGCCACGACGCGCAAUGCGUAACAUACAGAGGUCCAGACAAACGCUACGAGGGGCGUGAUAUCUGCUACAGUUUCAACGAAGACACGUUCACCAUCUACGAUGUCACUGACCGCUCCUCGGGAACCAACACAUCCAGCGUCAUCUCUCGCACGCCAUACUACGGAGCAACGUACACCCAUCAAGGAUGGCUCCUUGACGAAUCAUGGCAGGAGUUCCUCUUUUCAGACGACGAACUGGACGAGCUCGACGAGGUUGAGCCUGGUGCAGAUGGCCACUCUGUGAUGUACAUCUGGGAUAUCCGCGACUUGGCAGCGCCGAAGAACACUGGAUACUAUAAAGCCCAGGCCCGCAGCAUCGACCACAACCUCUACGUCCACAACGGUCUGGCUUACCAAUCGAACUAUGGGUCCGGCCUGAGAGUGCUUGAUGUCUCGGGCGUCCCGGAUGAUCCCACUGGCGGCAACAUCGAGGAAGUGGCAUUCUUCGACAUCUACCCUGAGGACGAUUCUGCUGGUGGGCUCGUUGAGUUCGUUGGCACAUGGUCGAACUACCUCUUUCCGUCCGGCUAUGUCUUCGUCAACAGCAUUGAGAGGGGCGGCUUCGUCUUGAAGAUGAACAACCAUCGUGGCAAAGCAUUUGGAAAGAAGUGGCCGAGGAGGUGA